Molecule: messenger RNA, 414 nt
Organism: Beta vulgaris subsp. vulgaris (sugar beet)
Lineage: Eukaryota; Viridiplantae; Streptophyta; Magnoliopsida; Caryophyllales; Amaranthaceae
Exons: 2
Coding region: 1-414 (137 amino acids)
Source: RefSeq, a predicted model, not a curated record
AUGGAUUUCAAUGUUGCUUUACCUAAGGGUAAAUCUGGGAAUGAUAUGAUAUGGGUAAUUGUCGAUAGAUUGACCAAAGUUGGAAAAGUGGCCUAUAGACUAGCGCUACCUACUGAACUAAGCCGUGUUCAUAAUGUGUUCCAUAUAUCUCAGUUGAGACGGUAUACCCCAGAUAAAGCGCAUGUGUUGCAACCUGAAAUAAUUCAAAUUGAUGAGAACUUGUCUUAUGAAGAAAGGCCUAUUAAGAUCGUAUACAGUAAGGUUAGAAGUACCCGGAAUAAGGAUGUUAAAAUUGUUAAGGUGAUCUGGUCCAAUCAGAAGUCUGAAGAAGCAACAUGGGAAGCAGAGGCUGAGAUGCAAAAGAAAUAUCCAAAAUUGUUUACAGAGGUCAGUAGUAAAGUUACGGGGCCGUAA